This is a messenger RNA of Psylliodes chrysocephalus, 2175 nucleotides long. NCBI's taxonomy places the organism in Eukaryota, Metazoa, Arthropoda, Insecta, Coleoptera, Chrysomelidae. The record is from the annotation of a GenBank genome assembly.
CCACGAUCUAAAAAUGGAGUGCGGUGGAUGUGCUGGGAAUUUCUUAGGCCCAUCGUUAGACCAAACUUGCGGAUCGGGGUCCGUAUAUCUUUUUAUGACCCUACUGGAUACGUUCAUCAGGAAUACUUGCGACAUAUCUGAACUAUGCGAAAGGGUAAUUCCUAAAAGAAGACCAGAUUCUGAGUACGAUUUCGUAGUUAUAGGUGGCGGUAGUGGUGGAGCUGCAGCUGCAGGUAAACUAUCGCAAGUUUCUGGCUGGAAAGUGCUGCUCAUUGAAGCUGGAAAUGAUGAACCACCAGGAACUCAGGUACCAUCGAUGGUGGGCAAUUUCAUUGGCAACGAAUAUAUAGAUUGGGGUUAUAAGACUGAACCGGAACCAGAAGCUUGCCAGGGAUAUCCUGAAAAACGGUGCUUCUGGCCAAGGGGUAAAGUCCUUGGGGGAUGCAGCGUACAGAAUGGAAUGAUGUAUAUGCGAGGAACGCCCAAAGACUACGAUAAUUGGGCAGCCGCUGGCAAUACAGGCUGGAGUUACAAGGAUGUCCUGCCGAUCUUCAAAAGUUUCGAGGACAAUAAAGAAAUUGGAACUUUGGUUGAAGCUGAGUAUCAUGGAACUGGAGGGCCAUUGACUACUAGAAGAUUCAUCGAUCAACCUCCUUUAGCCUACGACAUCUUAAAAGCUUCAUUGGAAAUUGGUUAUAAACCUAGUAAGGAUCUAAAUGGAAGGCAGUAUUCAGGGUUUGCCAUUGCGCAAUCAAACACUAGAAAUGGGGCUCGUCUAAGCAGCGCCAGAGCAUACAUAAGACCGCAAAGAUUUAAUCCAAACCUCCACGUAAUGUUAAACUCCACUGCAACUAAAAUAGUUUUAAAAACGCAAGGAAAGCAGAAAAUCGUAGAUGCUGUGGAAUUUGUCUAUAAAGGCACAACUCAUAGAGUCAAAGUUAAUAAAGAAGUUGUUUUAGCAGCAGGAGCUGUUAAUUCACCUCAGAUUUUACUGCUAUCUGGAAUUGGUCCUAAGCAAGAGCUUGAUAAGGUUGGAAUUAGACAAGUUCAUGAACUGCCAGGUGUUGGAAAAAAUUUAAAAAACCACGUUGCUUUCUACGUUAAUUAUCUUUUGAAGAAAGAAAAGAACUAUGCAGAUUUGGAUUGGGCUGCAGCUCUAAACUAUAUCGUUAAUAGAAAAGGACCAAUGACAUCCACAGGAAUGUCUCAAGUAACCGCACGUAUAAACUCAAGAUACGCAGACCCAAGUGGCACCCACCCCGAUCUUCAAAUAUUUUUCGCCGGUUACACAGCAGAUUGUUCUAAAACUGGAGAAGCAAGGGCCUUAGCAGAACCUGAAAAACCCGAUAAGCCUAAAAUGCUCACUAUAUCCCCAGUUACUCUUCAUCCGAAAAGUUUAGGUUACAUAACGCUCAAGUCCAAAGACCCAUUAAAAGCACCAGCGAUGGUUGCGAAUUAUUUGACAGAACCAGAAGAUUUGGCUGUUUUGAUAGACGGAAUGAGGGUUAUUCAGAAACUUAUGAAUACGACUGUCAUGAAGGAAAAAUAUGGAGCUGAACCGUAUAAAGAGGAAUAUGGGGACUGUAUUAAAAAAUUUUCGUAUGAUUCAGACGACUUCUGGGGUUGCGCUAUAAAAUACGAAACAGGACCUGAAAACCAUCAAUCUUGUUCGUUAAAAAUGGGUCCAUCAACCGAUCCAAUGGCAGUAGUGGAUAACAAACUGAUGGUUUACGGUAUCGAUGGCAUAAGAGUAAUGGAUGCCUCUUCGAUGCCAGAAUUGGUAUCAGGAAACACCCAUGCAACUAUUGUAAUGAUGGCAGAAAGAGGAGUGGAAUUUAUAAAAGAAAGAUGGUUGCCAGCUGUUAACACGAUUGGUGAUAGAUUUGGAAAUUCUGAACCAUUUGGACAGUAUCCUGCACAUACUUAUCCAAAACCAGUACAACAUAAUUUUAAUAAAGGUGGUUUUUACCAUUAUCAAGGACAUAAACAUGGUGUAAAAUCAAGAUAGAUCUAGAUAAUUAAUAAUUUUUUACAUUUUUAGUAGUAGAUUUUUUAUUUUAUUAAGAAGUCUCGUUUUCGAGUAAUUAUUUAUUUUAUAAAAAUGAAGAGAUUGACAUAGAAUUAAUUUAAGAAUUUGGUUAUUUUUAUUGUCGAAACAGCGAUAAUAAAGGUGAU